This is a messenger RNA of Dichotomopilus funicola, 597 nucleotides long. RefSeq lists its product as uncharacterized. The record is from RefSeq and is a predicted model, not a curated record. Lineage: Eukaryota; Fungi; Ascomycota; Sordariomycetes; Sordariales; Chaetomiaceae. The transcript is spliced from 2 exons. Bases 1 to 597 code for a protein of 198 amino acids.
AUGAAGUACUUGGCAUCUUUUCUUUUGGCUUCGGGCCUGGCGGCGGCUCAGUCCACCAGCGUCGUGGAUAUUCUUCUCCCUUUUGGCGAGCAGACCCUGCUUGCCUCCGUCAUCUCGGCCGCCCCCACUGCCACCACGUAUUUGCUUGCCUGCCCAUCAGGCGCCGACAGCAACGACUGCGGGGUCCCAUCGGAAGGCGUAGAAAUCUUCUAUGGCCCGUCCACCUUUGGCUACACACUCUCGGAUACUGGGAAAUUGUCAGCGUCGUGCAACGCCCUCAUAAUUUCCGGCAAAACGACGGCGACCCAGCUCGAGCCAUUGACCGGCUAUACCGAGUACAUCUUUCCCAUCACGAUUACGGCCGGCUUCGACAAGCUCUCGGCUGGUGCUGGUGCAGCGCCAACUAACACGCCCGCCUCGACCACAGCUUCGGCGCCUACUACGCGGCCGACUGGGGCGACGAACUCGCAGGGUGGAGGCGGCGCUUCGGAUGGUGCUUCGAGCACCAGCUCCAGCACCGGCGGUAUGCCGCGGGUUACUCAGAACGCGGUUAUCAUGGGUGCUGCUGCGCUGGUUGGUGGUGCUAUGCUCAUCUAG